This is a messenger RNA of Daktulosphaira vitifoliae (grape phylloxera), 1121 nucleotides long. RefSeq names its product ras-related protein Rab-18-like. Lineage: Eukaryota; Metazoa; Arthropoda; Insecta; Hemiptera; Phylloxeridae. The record is from RefSeq and is a predicted model, not a curated record. Gene Ontology annotation, molecular function: GTPase activity; GTP binding. Bases 392 to 994 code for a protein of 200 amino acids. The transcript is spliced from 6 exons.
UGAGAACUACAGGAACCCGUUUUCCUCAUUUACUGUACACUUUAUAUAUCACUCUAUUUAUUUUAGCAUAUAAGAUAUAUUUAUUAUUUCAUAUUUUUUAAACAUUAAAUAUGAUAAAAUGCUAGGUUUAAUCUUAAAAGUGUUUUCUUUUCAUACUGUUAUUUUUAUUAAUACUUAAUACAUUUUUAUAAGUUAAAUGUCAUUAAAGUAUUGUAUUGUUAUAAUUCUUGUUAAAAAUUAGGGGAAAAUGAUCAAAACCAAUUAAGUCUAUUAUAGGGUUUUUGGGCUUCACUGAUUUUGGCUACCUUCCAAAGAAUUAUUAUUAGAAACUCAUUACCUUGAAUACAAGCUUUGUAUAUAGCUUUACCUGUAUUUUGAUGAUAAAUUAAGAAUGGAUCCUUCUGUAUUAACAACAUUGAAAAUUUUAUUAAUUGGUCAAAGUGGAGUUGGUAAAUCAUGUUUAUUAUGCAGAUUUACAGAUGACACAUUUAAUGAAGAAAAUUCUGUCACAAUUGGUGUUGAUUUUAAAAUGAAAAAAAUUACAGUUGACAAUAACAAUAUCAAGUUGGCUUUAUGGGAUACAGCUGGCCAAGAAAGGUUUCGAACACUUACACCCAAUUACUAUCGUGAUGGUCAAGGAGCUAUACUAGUAUAUGACGUAUCAAAUAGAGAUUCUUUUACUUGUUUAGAAACUUGGAUUAAUGAAUUAAAUAAAUAUUCAACUAAAUCUAAUGUAAUUAAAAUGAUUGUUGGAAAUAAAAUUGACCAGGAAAGAAAAGUAUCUCGAGAAGAAGGAAUUGCUUUUGCUAAACGUCAUCAAACAUUAUUUAUUGAAACCAGUGCAAAAACUAAAGAAGGUGUCCAUAUGGCAUUUGAGGAAUUGGUGAGAAAAAUAAUUAAUACUACAAGCUUAUGGGACAAAAUUGAAGAUACCAAUGUUGUUCGAUGUAACGAUGAAAACAUAGGCAUUGAACCGUCCUCUUGUUACUGUUAAAUGUAAUAAUAUAAGUCAUUGUUGGACUAUACAACAAUUAAUAUGUAUUAAAACAUAUAUCCAUGAUAAUUUAUAAAUAACUAAAUAAUUGUAAAGUGUUAAUAAUUAAUCUUUUAUGUAUAAAGAU